AUGGUAGAACUGCAAAGUGGUUUCAAAGUGAAGUGUGUGAGAAGUGAUAGAAGAGGUGAAUUCACAUCUAGUGAAUUCAACAAAUUAUGUGAAGAAGGUGGCAUUCAAAGACAACUAACCACAACCUAUACUCCACAACAAAAUGGAGUGGUGGAGAGGAAAAAUAGAACUGUGGUGGAAAUGGCCAAAGCAAUGCUUCAUGAGAAGAAUAUGCCUUACUCUCUAUGGGCAGAAGCUGUUCACACAGCAGUGUAUCUCCUAAAUCAUUCACCCACCAAGACACUGGAAAAUAUCACUCCAUUUGAAGCAUAUAAUGGCAGAAAACCAGGUAUUGGUCAUCUCAAAGUGUUUGGAUCACUUUGUUAUGUUAUGGAACGAUAUUUUAAGAGAAAGUUUUCAUCAACUACCUGUAGUUCAGAUAAUGUGGGUAGUUCAAGUGUAAGAGAUGUGGGUAUUUCAAGAGAUGUGGUGGGUAGUUCGAAAGAAAGUGAGUUGCAAGAUGUAUUGGCUAAUCUUCCUGCAGACCCUGGACUUCGACCUCAAAUGUUGGAUUAUGAUCCUAACAUUCGAGACGAAGUUCGAAGAGCAUAUCUACAGAAGGGUCCAUGUCAACCUAAGGAUCACACAUUUCCACAAACCGAUCUUUCAGGGUAUGAUCGACGCUUUAAUGUCAAGUGGUUUGAUGAGUUUGACUGGUUGGAGUACAGUAUUAGUAAAGAUGCUGCAUUUUGCCUUUAUUGUUAUCUCUUCAAAUCCAAUUUCAAAAUUGGUCAAGGCUGUAGCGAUGUCUUCACCGAGGUGGGUUUUACAAAUUGGAAGAAGAAAGAUAAAAUUAGGCAACAUGUUGGAGGUGUUGGGAGUGUUCAUAAUCAAUCUAGACAAUAUUGUGUGGAUCUUAUGAAUCAAAAGCAACACAUCCAAACAGUUUUGAUAAAGCAAUCAGACCAAGCUCGCAUUGAUUAUCGUAUUUGCUUGACAGCUUCUCUUGAUUGUGUGAGAUUUUUGUUGAAGCAAGGUCUUCCUUUUCGUGGCAAUGAUGAGAGUGACACUUCAAACAACAAGGGGAAUUAUGUAGAACUCUUACAAUUUCUUGCUGAUCAUGAUGAGAAAGUUAAGGCUGUUGUGUUAGAAAAUGCUCCAGGGAAUCUCAAGCUCAUAGCUCCAACAAUUCAAAAAGAUCUUGUGAAUGCUUGUGCAACUGAAACUAUUAAGAAAAUCAUUAAGGAUAUGGAUGGUGCCUUCUUCUCCUUAUUAGUUGAUGAAUCACGUGAUAUAUCAGUCAAAGAACAAAUGGCGGUGGUGUUUCGUUAUGUGGACAAAAGAGGGUAUGUAAUUGAAAGGUUUGUGGGCAUUCAACAUGUUAGUGACACUACAUCAAACUCACUAAAAGAGGCUAUUGACACAUUGUUUUCAAGAGAAGAAUUGAGCAUUUCCAUGCUAAGAGGACAAGGAUAUGAUGGAGCUAGUAAUAUGAAGGGUGAGUUCAAUGGUCUUAAAACACAGAUUUUGAGAGAAAAUCCUUAUGCCUAUUAUAUUCAUUGUUUUGCACAUCAACUUCAAUUAGCUCUUGUGGCUGUGGCAAAGGGAAAUGCUGAUGUUGCAACUUUCUUCACAUCUUGCAAUAGCUUGGUUAAUAUUGUUGGAGCAUCGUGUAGGCGACGUGACAUGCUUAGAGAUCAACUACAGAAGAAUAUUACAGAAGCUCUUGAAAAUGAUGAUCUUCCAACAGGGCGAGGCUUAAAUCAAGAAACUUCUCUCAAGCGUGCCGGUGAUACACGUUGGAACUCACAUUAUGGUGAAGCAAAUAGGUCUUUGAGAGAAAUACAAUCUUUUGAGUUUGUAUUUCACCUAUUUUUUAUGAGAUCUUUAUUGGGAGCCACAAAUGAUUUGUCACAAGCAUUACAAAGAAAAGACCAAGAUAUUGGGAAUGCAAUGUCUUUAGUCAAAGAUUGCAAGGACACACUACAAGAUAUGAGAGAUAAUGGAUUUGAAGCCUUGCUUGAUCAAGUAUUUUCCUUUUGUGGCAAACAUGAUAUUGAGGUUCCAAGUAUGGAUGAUGCAUAUGUAGCUCAGUGGAGAUCACAUCGCAGAGCUCCUAGAAUAACACAAAUCCAUCAUUAUCGUGUGGACAUCUUCAUUCAAAUCAUCGAGUGGCAACUUGCAGAAUUAAAUCAUCGCUUUAGUGAGGUAAAUACUGAGUUGCUUAUUUGUUUGGCAUGUUUGAGUCCGAAUGAUUCAUUCAUAGCUUUUGACAAACAAAAGCUUCUUCGUUUUGCUGAAUUUUAUCCUCAAGAAUUUACACCCCGAGACCUCUUGGCACUUGAAGAUCAACUUGGGAUUUAUAUUCAUCAUAUGCGUACAAGAAGCGAAUUUUCUCAAUUGAAAGGAAUUGGUGCCCUUGCAAGAAAAAUGGUGGAGAAAGGGUUGCAUAGAACAUUUAAUUAUGUCUAUUUGCUUCUGACAUUAGCCUUAACUUUACCAGUUGCAACUGCUUCAGUGGAGAGAGCAUUUUCUGCUAUGAAUGUUAUCAAAGGUCCACUUCGCAACCGAAUGGGAGAUCAAUGGUUGAGUGAUAGCUUACUUGUUUAUAUUGAGAAAGACGUGUUUGUUUGUAUUGAUAAUGAAACUAUAAUGGGACGUUUUCAGAAUAUGAAAACUCGUCGUGGACAAUUGUAAUGUGGUUUUUUUCUAUUAAUUAUGAAUUAUAAAUUAUCGUUUCAUUUUUAUGGGUUUAUUUUGUAUAGAAAGUUUUUACCCUUUUAGACGUUGACCCCUGCAAGGAAAAUUCCUGGAUCCG
Messenger RNA from Prunus persica (peach), 2797 nucleotides. Its product is annotated as zinc finger MYM-type protein 1-like. The transcript is spliced from 3 exons. The record is from RefSeq and is a predicted model, not a curated record. Gene Ontology annotation, molecular function: protein dimerization activity; nucleic acid binding. Lineage: Eukaryota; Viridiplantae; Streptophyta; Magnoliopsida; Rosales; Rosaceae. Gene Ontology annotation, biological process: DNA integration. The coding region runs from base 1 to 2676 and encodes 891 amino acids.